Chiloscyllium plagiosum (whitespotted bambooshark) is the source of this 4113-nucleotide messenger RNA. It is a transcript of the gene fbln1, whose product is annotated as fibulin 1. The record is from RefSeq and is a predicted model, not a curated record. Gene Ontology annotation, biological process: extracellular matrix organization. Gene Ontology annotation, cellular component: extracellular region. NCBI's taxonomy places the organism in Eukaryota, Metazoa, Chordata, Chondrichthyes, Orectolobiformes, Hemiscylliidae. Gene Ontology annotation, molecular function: calcium ion binding; peptidase activator activity.
AAUUGCUAAGGAAUCUCUUUUGGAAAGGCCCAGACCUUCAAAGUAAACCCUGUGGUUUGUUUUAUAAAAGAGUUGUGGUCAAAGGCAGUUUGCAGUCAGGACUGCAGGAGAAAGAGACAGAACAGAGAAAACUGAGCAGGGAAGAGAUUUUACUUUAAGAGAAAGACCAGAAUACCAAAACAGAGAGGUUUUUUUCCUUCCUAGUGUUCUUGCCUGAUGGAUUUCACAGCACGAAUCUUGAUGAUGUUGUUCAGUCUCUUGUUGUUCAGCCUACAAGUGACAGUGCAGAGUUCAAUCAAUGCCUGCUGUUCCAAUGGACUUGAAUGGGCAUCUGAGAAAGGAGAUUGUGCUUCUUUGCCCUACACAUUGGAAGAACCAUUUUGCAGAAUAGCACAGGAAGAAUGCUGUUGGGUAAAGCUUGAAGAGAUGCAUUGUGCAUAUGGUAUAAACAUGGCCAGGGAAAACCACGCAUGUGAGGUACAUAGCACUAACUCAGGCAACUACAACAUGAUAAAGAAAUGCUGUCAGUGCUGCCUUCUUGGUAAAGGAGCUAAAGCCAAUGGACUCAAUUGUGAAGCAAAUCCAGCAUUAGGAUACCAGUGUGGACAGGUCUACAGGGCAUGCUGUGUAGGAGAUCAAGAAGACGUCAGUCUUCCAGAUGCAGGAAAUAACAUAGAAGGACUUUCUACAACAGCUAUGCACAAUCAGAGCACAGGUAGUUCCCAACUCAGAAAACCAUUACUCGAGCUGGAGGAUCCAUUCCUGAAUGAUCGAUGCAGAGGUGGCGGACCCUGCCAACAGCGGUGCACUGACACAGUGACCAGUGUUGACUGUUCUUGCUUUGAUGGCUACAAGCUGAGGAGUGAUAAUGUCACGUGUGAAGAUAUCAAUGAGUGUCUGUCAUUGCCACAUCCAUGUCAAGCAGGACAACGUUGCAUCAACACUAUUGGGUCCUAUCAAUGUCUGCGUGAGAUAGGCUGUGGCACAGGCUAUGAACUGACUGAAAACAAUCAAUGCAAGGAUAUCAAUGAAUGUGAGAUUGGAACACAUAACUGUGGAUCCAACUUUGUCUGUCAGAAUACACAAGGGUCAUUUCGCUGCCGGCCAAAAAUGCAAUGUGGAACUGGAUUCCUGCAGGAUGCUCUGGGGAACUGCAUUGACAUCAAUGAGUGUACCAACACUGUGCUGCCUUGCCAGGUUGGCUACACCUGUAUCAACAGCAUUGGCUCAUACAGCUGUAAGCGCAACGUUGUUAACUGUGGUCGAGGUUAUCGCCUCUCUGCGGAUGGAUCACACUGUGCGGACAUUGAUGAAUGUGUAGGAUUACAAAAUCCUUGUGGUGAAGGCCAUUCCUGCAUCAAUUCUCCUGGCAGUUUUCACUGUGAUUGCAAGAUUGGAUAUUAUUUCAACAGCAUUUCCAGAACAUGUGUUGAUGAAAAUGAAUGCAGGCGUUAUCCUGGACGCCUCUGUGCCCACAAUUGUGAGAACACUCCAGGUUCCUACUACUGCAGCUGCAGCAAAGGCUUUAAACUCUCAGCUGAUGCAAGAAACUGUGAAGAUGUAAAUGAAUGUGAGCACAAUCCCUGCAGUCAGGAAUGUGCGAAUGUCUAUGGCUCAUACCAGUGUUACUGCCGCCGUGGUUACCAGCUCAGUGAUGCAGAUGGCAUAACAUGUGAAGACAUUGAUGAAUGUGCGCUACCUGCUGGAGGCAACAUUUGCUCCUAUCGCUGUGUCAAUACUCCUGGCAGCUUCCAGUGUGCUUGUCCAGUGGCUGGUUACACACUUGCAUCCAAUGGACGUAACUGCCAAGAUAUCAAUGAAUGUAUCACAGGGAGGCAUAAUUGCUCUGGCACUGAGACCUGUUUCAAUGUUCAGGGCAGCUUCCGUUGCCUGACCUUUGAGUGCCCAGAAAACUAUCAAAAGUCGAGAGAUGUUCGCUGUGAGCGCUUGCCUUGCAAUGAGAAUAAGGAGUGCCAAAGUCUGCCUUUAAGAAUAACCUACUAUUACCUCACUUUCCCCACCAACAUCCAAGUGCCCACCAAUGUCUUCCGUUUCGGGCCCUCUCAUGCAGUUGCUGGAGAUAAUAUUCUCCUUUCCAUCACCCAUGGCAAUGAGGACAACUACUUUAACACACAAGAACUGAAUAAUCACAGCGGAAUUGUGUUUGUGCAGCAACAAAUAUCAGAACCCAGGGAUUUUCUUCUCACCGUUGAGAUGAAGCUCUUGCGUCAUGGAAUCACCAACAUAUUUAUAGCAAAAAUCUACAUUGUUGUCACUGCGCAGGUUUGAUGACUAUUGUUUGGUCAAUAGUCAGAGUAAUAAUUACUAUUAAUACCCCAUUUGACCCUUAUGAUAUGCUUACUGGCAAAAAUUGAAAUCUGCUCUUUCUUAUAUUUUUUCUGAAUAUUUUCUAAGAACUCAGUGCACAGGCUUCUUUUUUUUUAUUUUUUGAAGACCACAAAGUUUAACUUUCAUAAUGCAUUGCUCUCCUCUCCUUUAGUGCAUGCUCAACAGUUUAAUUAUAAAUCUCACUGCAUGAUUUUUAUCUCCUCAUAUACAUAAAGAGGAUGUAAAAUUAGGAAAAGUGUGAGACUAGAGUAUUAUUCCUGUAGUGACCCAUUUAAGGCAUUGUCAUUUGUACAAUCGUGAGGUCUUCCUAUGAUACAUGGAGUAAAUCAUUAUGUCAAAUAUUUUCUUUUGGGUUUUUUUUCUGAAAUCAUAAUUACAUAAGUAAAAAUGUAAAUGCUAAAACUAAUUUUGUUUUUUCCACAUUGAAAAAAUAUGUUUACCUCUUGGAGGAGAUUAACAGUAAUGCUUAGAGCUUUGAGAAGGGGGCUAUAUCAUCAAAACAGUGACUAGACUAGAUUUCCCCAUGAUUUUUGUGAUGCAUCCACACUUGUCUAUUGAAACUAUCAUUUUGGGAUUCCUAUUUAAUAUAAUUGGAGUAACAGAUUGCUCCUCUGCACUGAUUGAAACUUUGAAGAUGACUCGUAAUGAGCAUUUCCCCUGCACUUCUCCUGCAAUAUUUGGCAAAAUGAAGAGCCUAGGAAACUCAGGGAAAAUGACAUGAAAUGUAAUUCAUGUUACUCAUCUGGGUUUUCUGAAGUGCAUCUGUCACAGGUAUGGUGGAGAAGCAGGAAAACUGCAAAAAUUCACUCCCUUUGGUUUUGCAGGAGUGGAUUAUUGUUAAGUGCAUUCCAAAAUUAUUUUCUCAAUAGCAAAGUUUAGAGUAGAUUCACAAGAAGCUUAUUGUCAUUAUUAUUAUAAUACAUUUUCACAUGUUCAAGUACUUAUUCUCUACUUACUUUGACACCAUAGCCAUAGAGCCUGUCACAACCUAACCGUGAUUAUUGCCAAGCAGAAUAUUCCAAGCAGUGUUAUAAUGCAAUGAGUUGUCACAAAAUUGUAGUUGAAAUUAAUGAUCCAAUGCAAGUCUUUAAGUGUUUAAAUUGUCUCUUUCUUACUUUAUGUACUGUAAUUCCUAAAAUUUUAAUGAGUUGGCAUUGUUGCUGGAAUUUAUUACAAUCAAUCAUCUGUCAUUGUGCUAAAUAUGCUUUUCAAGAUUGCACUGGUUGAUAAAAUUUAUUGUUCUGUUUUUGAAACAUAGAAUGUUUUUGAGUGAAACAGAUGCCUGCACAAAAUUAUGACGUUCUUGAUCCAGAUUAGAUAUACAAAUGUUAGCUUUACUUAAGUGUUUUAAUUGCAGAAAGCACUUAAUAGCACAUUUCAGUAAUUUUCAACAACAGGUCUAUGAUGAUAUGGCCGGAUAAAAUGUCAGUAUGAAGCAAGAUGGAUGCAGUUAUCCAAAAUGAUCAUUCUGUUGACAGUAGUCAGCAAUCAUCUUUCUAUUUGGGGCUUACAGAUGCCAACAGUUUUGAGACCGAUUUGACACCACUCUUCCAAGCCUGAGUUUAUAUCUUCCUACCACUCUGGCUAAUGGGCCAUUUCAUUUUAAGAUUAAUCCCAUGAAGAUACUUUUCACAGGCAAAUUCUAAUACUAAUUAGAGUUAAUUGCCAGUUAACAUCAAGUGGAGAAUUUUUGUACUGUCUGAUAUAUGUACUACUUUUCCAUUAUUUCGGAUUGUUAAAUAAAUGGAUUUCAUUUCCUCUGAA